Hansenula ciferrii is the source of this 540-nucleotide messenger RNA. RefSeq lists its product as uncharacterized. The record is from RefSeq and is a predicted model, not a curated record. NCBI's taxonomy places the organism in Eukaryota, Fungi, Ascomycota, Saccharomycetes, Phaffomycetales, Wickerhamomycetaceae. The transcript has a single exon. The coding region runs from base 1 to 540 and encodes 179 amino acids.
AUGAUCCAUGACUCGCUAGAUGAUUCAGAAGAAGACGGAAUAUCUGAUGAACUUGAAGCUGAUUCAGAUGAUGAUGAAACUUCUGAGGAGCUCGAGACUUCAGAUGAUGAUGAAAAUUCAGAUGAUGAUGAUUCAAUUGAAGAGCUUGACACUUCAGAUGAUGACGAAACCUCAGAUGAUGAGGAGGAUGAUUCAAUUGAAGAGCUCGAAGCUUCUGAAGAGCUUGAAACAUCUGAAGAAGAAGAUGAUUCAACUGAAGAUGAAACUUCUGAUGAAGAUGAUGAUUCAAUUGAGGAGCUUGAAGCUUCUGAUGAUGAUGAUUCGAUUGAAGAAGAACUUGGAAUUGAAGAGCUUGGAACUUCUGAAGGAAUAGAUGAAGAUUCUGAGCUCGAUGAAGUGAUAACUGAGCUUGAGCUUGAAGAUGAAGAAGAGCUUUCACUGGCAGGACAACUUGAGCCUGGAACAUUCACGAUUUCAGUGACAGUGCCAUCAUUACCAGUGGCAAAUGAAGUGGUAGCAGUACAUUCUGUGAAAGUGUAA